Molecule: messenger RNA, 1644 nt
Organism: Indicator indicator
Lineage: Eukaryota; Metazoa; Chordata; Aves; Piciformes; Indicatoridae
Product: histamine H2 receptor-like
Exons: 4
Coding region: 1-1644 (547 amino acids)
Biological process (GO): adenylate cyclase-activating adrenergic receptor signaling pathway
Cellular component (GO): membrane
Molecular function (GO): G protein-coupled receptor activity
Source: RefSeq, a predicted model, not a curated record
AUGCUGUGGCUCUGCAAUUCCUCCCAAAGGCUGCGGGGCUUUCGCAUUUUGGUUCGGUUUAGGACCAAAGCAGCCCUUGGCAACCCUGCUGAACGCCCCUCUGGCUGUGCCCUCGCCGCGCCCGGGAGGGACCAGUCCGAGGGCAGGAAAAAAGCCCUCAAAACACGGGAACCGAAGGGCGAAACGGAGCGGAGCCGCGCCGCGGCCGGCAGCGGGGGCGGAGCAAGGCCGGCAGGGGCGGAGCGGGGCGGGCAGGGGCGGAGCAAGGCCCGUAGGGGCGGAGCAAGGCCGGUAGGGGCGGAGCAAGGCCGGCAGGGGCGGAGCUGGGCGGAGGGAGGAGCAGGGGUCCCUCCCGGUGCUUCCCCAGGCCGUGAGCCUCGUGGGAGGCGGCAGCUGCAGACGUUCUCGGUAAGUGCCGCCGCCGGGUCCCUCUCCUGCUCUCUGCGGGUUUUGCGGCUCCAGCCGCGGGCUCCCCGCUCGCCCCCACCAGUCGAGGACUCCCUUCGCACUUCUAGCAGUGGGAAGAUGCUGGUGGACAAAAAUGAAUCUUGGUUGUCUAAUUUCUCCUCUGCUGCUUCAUCCUUUGUGAAGGGAGGUGACAGCCUGGCAGGAGUGGGCCUUCAGGAGGUGGUGGUUGGGCUGCUGCUGGCUCUCAUUGACCUGCUCACCCUGCUGGGGAACACUGUGGUCUUCCUCUGCCCCGUGGUGGAGAAGAGGCUGCGCACAGUCACCUACAUGUUCAUCAUGUCCUUAGCCAUGGCAGACCUCCUGGUGGCUUGUCUGGUCAUGCCCUUCAGCAUCAUCUAUGAGGUGACAGGGAUGUGGCUGUUUGGGAGGCUCUUCUGCAAAGUCUGGAUCUCCUUUGAUGUCAUGUUCUGCACUGCAUCCAUUGUCACCUUGUGCUUCAUCAGCUUGGACAGGUACUGCUCCGUGGUGACUCCCUACCACUAUUCCAGGAGGAUGUCUCGAGGCAGGUGCAUCCUGAUGACCUGCACGGUCUGGGUCUACUCCUCCCUCAUCUCCUUCCUUCCAGUCAUGCAGGGCUGGAACGAGAUCCCGGGGGUGGCCUUGGAGGUGGGCCGGGAGUGCAUCUUUGUCACCAACUGGGUGUUUGCCCUGGUGGCCUCUGGCCUGGCCUUCUUCCUGCCCUCGCUGCUGAUGUGCACGAUGUACUUCUUCAUCUACCGCGCCUCGCGCCUCAAGGCCACCCGCGUCGUGUCGCAGGCCCUGGGCGUGCACUACCACCCCGCCAGCCGGCGCCAGAACCACCUGCAGCUGGAGCACAAGGCCACCAGGACCAUCAGCAUCCUCAUCUCGGCCUUCGUGCUCUGCUGGCUGCCCUACUUCGUGCUCAACGUCUGGCUGGCCGCGCGCGGUGCCGCUGGCGCCCUGCUGGCCGACGCCUUCAAGGUCAUCACCUGGCUGGGGUACUGCAACUCCACCAUCAAUCCCCUGCUCUACGCCUUCCUCAAUAGGGACUUCCAGCGGGCCCUCAAGAAGCUGCUGGGCUGCAGGCACAGGUCUCAGGUGGACAUCGGAGCAGAUGUGGUCUCCAUAGCCACCUUCUCCAAGACUGCUCCAGACCUCGACUACAGCCUUGCAGUGCCAGCACCCAACGGCCUCCUGAAGGGCAAACCCAAGUGA